Mycena indigotica is the source of this 1311-nucleotide messenger RNA. RefSeq names its product CaiB/baiF CoA-transferase family protein C7orf10. The record is from RefSeq and is a predicted model, not a curated record. NCBI's taxonomy places the organism in Eukaryota, Fungi, Basidiomycota, Agaricomycetes, Agaricales, Mycenaceae. Bases 1 to 1311 code for a protein of 436 amino acids. The transcript is spliced from 8 exons. Gene Ontology annotation, molecular function: catalytic activity.
AUGUUAAGACGCGUCUGGCUUCGUAGCAGUCGAACUCAAAUCGCUGGGCUGCGCAAUUAUCAAACGCAACAACCCAAUGUUCUUGGAGGGAUACCUCCUCCUCUGAAGGGAAUUCGAAUUUUGGACUUGACGCGGGUCUUAGCUGGCCCGACAGCGACAAUGCUCCUUGCAGAUCUGGGCGCCGACGUAAUUAAAAUCGAGGAAAUUACCCGUGGCGACGACACUCGCUCGUGGAGUCCUCCUUCAGCGCCCCUUCUCGAGUCAGCACCUCCGGACAGCACCCCCGAAUCAGCCUACUUCCUCGCUGUCAAUCGAAACAAACGUUCGAUGACAUGCAACUUCAAAGACCCUGCUGGGCUGGAAAUAAUACACAAACUAGUGGCGCGGUCAGAUGUCCUAGUUGAGAAUUUUGUCUCUGGGAAGCUGGCAUCGAUGGGCCUGGGUUUCGAGGACUGCAAGAAAAUCAAUCCCCGUCUCAUCUACGCGUCAAUAACCGGAUAUGGUCAAACCGGCCCAUACCGAACAGCCGCAGGAUACGAUGUUAUUGUAGAGGCAGAGGCAGGUCUGAUGCAUAUUACUGGCGAGUCCAAUCGUCCACCUUCGAAGGUUGGAGUCGCUUCAACCGACAUUGCAACUGGAUUGUACGCCCAUGGAGCCAUUAUGGCCGCGCUCAUUUCUCGGCAGCAAACUGAUGAAGGUGUUUGGAUUGACUGUAACCUCUUCGAAACCCAAAUCGCUGGUCUAGCGAAUAUAGCGUCAAAUUACCUCAUCGCAGGCAAAGAGGCCUCUCGACAUGGGACAGCGCACCCGUCUAUCGUACCUUACCAAGUAUUUCAAUGCCGCGACAGUUUUCUUAUGAUCGGCGCUGGGAAUAACAAGCAGUUUGCCAUCCUCUGCGACAAGGUUCUCGACAACCCCGGGCUAGCGGCGGAUGCGCGUUUCGCGACCAAUGCAGCCCGUGUUGCGAAUCGGGAAGAACUUUUGCGUAUCAUUGAAGAAGCAUUAAUGAAGCAAGAUCGGGCACACUGGCUAGAACGGUUCACUGGCUUGGGCGUCCCAUUCGCCCCAAUAAAUAACAUCGCUCAGACGUUUUCGCAUCCUCAGGCCAUUGCUCGUGGCAUCACAGUUGAAGUCGAGCAUCCCACAUCCGGGACACUCAAGUUGGUCGCACCAGCAGUAUCCUACAACGGGGAACGGAUGAAAGUCCAUCGACAUCCACCAAUGUUGUCUGAGCACACGUCGGAGGUAAUGGCCGAGCUGGGUUACACACCAGAACAAAUUGAGGACCUACGCGAGAGAUCUGUCAUAUAA